CAAGAAGCCUCUCUGAGAAGAAGGGGUGAAGAAGAGCCGCUGUUAAACAUUAAGGUUUUGCCUUUUAGAGAGCCAGAGCUGAGGAUGAAGGCGCAGAUCCAAAAAGUUCCUCAGAUCGUUGAGCUGCUGAGGAAGAAGACGGUGGGGCUGCAGCACUUCAAGCCAACAUCCUCUGUGUGCGUCCUGGAGCAAAAGGAUGCUGAGGCUGCGCCGUGCCCUCACGCCGCCUCUAGGGCGCACAGUUUGGACGCGAUGCCGGGACCCACCAACUGGCCCCUGGUCGGCAGUCUGGUGGAGCUCCUGUGCAAAGGAGGGCUCACAAGACAACACGAAGCACUGGUUGAUUAUCAUAAAAAGUUCGGCAAGAUUUUCCGGAUGAAGCUGGGCUCCUUUGAGUCGGUGCACAUUGGCGCUCCUUGCUUGCUGGAGGCGCUCUACAGGAAGGAGAGCAACUACCCUCAGAGGCUGGAGAUCAAACCCUGGAAAGCUUACAGAGAUCUGAGGAACGAGGCGUACGGGUUCCUCAACCUGGAAGGCAAAGACUGGCAGAGAGUCAGGAGCGUGUUUCAGCAGAAACUCAUGAAGCCUACAGAAGUGGUGAAACUUGAUGGUAAAAUAAAUCAGGUUCUGGUGGACAUGGUGGACCGAGUUGGAAAAAUAAAUGUUGAUGGAAAGAUUAAAGAUUUGUACUUCGAACUGAACAAGUGGUCGUUUGAGACCAUUUGUCUCGUGCUGUAUGGCAAGAGAUUUGGUCUGCUGCAGGAGGAAGUCAACGAGGAAGCCAUGAACUUCAUCACAGCUGUGAAAACGAUGAUGAGCAAAUUUGGUAGGAUGAUGGUCACACCAGUGGAGCUCCACAAGUACUUCAACACCAAAACAUGGCAAGACCACACCGCAGCAUGGGAUCGCAUUUUCAGCAUAGCCAAAGUCUACAUCGACAAGAAGCUGAAGAGGAACGGCGUCAGUGAUCCUGAUGAUUUAAUCGGCGAAAUCCUGCACCAGAGCUCCCUCUCAAAAAAAGAGUUGUACGCAGCAAUCACCGAGCUGCAGAUCGGAGGAGUUGAGACUACCGCCAACAGCAUGCUGUGGGUUAUUUUCAACCUGUCACGUAACCCCGCUGCUCAGAAGAAGCUGCUGCAGGAAAUCAAAGAGGUGGUACCUUCGGGCCAGGACCCCUGUGGAGAGCACAUCAAGAACAUGCCCUACCUUAAGGCCUGCCUCAAGGAGUCUAUGAGGUUGUCACCGUCGGUUCCAUUCACCUGCAGAACUCUGGACAAAGACACUGUGUUGGGAGAUUAUACCAUUCCCAAAGGGACGGUGCUGAUGAUCAACAGCCACGUACUGGGGUCUAAUGAGGAGUAUUUUGAUGAUGGCAAACAUUUCAGACCUGAGCGCUGGCUGCGGGAGAACAACACCAUCAAUCCUUUCGCCCACGUUCCGUUUGGCAUCGGGAAGAGGAUGUGCAUUGGCCGACGGCUGGCAGAGCUGCAGCUGCAGCUGGCCAUGUGCUGGUUGGUCAGAGACUACGAAAUUGUAGCAACCGAUAACGAACCGCUUGACGUGAUUCAUUCAGGGCUUUUGGUCCCCAAAAGAGAACUGCCAGUUGCUUUCAUCAAAAGAUAAAGCUUGAUGUUCAAAACUUGUGGACAUGGAGACAGAAUACAUCUGUUGCCAUGGUCCCAGCUGUCCAGUGACUCCCUGAAUUGCUGCUCUGUACAUAAAAAAGACUGAAAUAAUUAUAACUGUGCCAUAAAUACCUCACUUAUUUAAAACUAAUAUGUAUACAUGUCCAUGCCUGAACAAAUAACCCAGUUGUAAUGUACAAAUUGAAUGUUGUACCAAGGCAGCUGUACUAAAAUCUGUAAAAUGUCAUGUAGAUUUGAAUGUUGAUUGUGUUUAUAUUAUUACUUGUUUAUUAACUUGUGUAAAUAAGUGGGUCUAGCAAAAUGUGUGUAUUUUUUUCAUUGUAUAUAUAAAGUUUUAAUAUAACUGUAUUGUAACAAUGUAUUGUGAAGAAAAUAUUUUAUCCACUUAAAUAAAUAAAUAAAUGUGU
This is a messenger RNA of Nematolebias whitei (Rio pearlfish), 2053 nucleotides long. It is a transcript of the gene cyp24a1, whose product is annotated as 1,25-dihydroxyvitamin D(3) 24-hydroxylase, mitochondrial. The transcript has 12 exons. The coding region runs from base 85 to 1623 and encodes 512 amino acids. Gene Ontology annotation, molecular function: oxidoreductase activity, acting on paired donors, with incorporation or reduction of molecular oxygen; iron ion binding; monooxygenase activity. Gene Ontology annotation, cellular component: mitochondrial inner membrane. The record is from RefSeq and is a predicted model, not a curated record. Gene Ontology annotation, biological process: cortisol metabolic process; cellular response to peptide hormone stimulus; C21-steroid hormone biosynthetic process. Lineage: Eukaryota; Metazoa; Chordata; Actinopteri; Cyprinodontiformes; Rivulidae.